CAUUUCCUGUCCAGACCACAGGGUCCUCAAAACCCUAAUCCCCUCCCAUCUCUUAAGCGCACAUUUGAGAGAGAGCUGAGAGUUGAAACCCUAGCCGAAUCUCCCUCUCUCUGUCUGCGGAGAAAAGAUGCAGAUCUUCGUCAAAACCCUAACGGGGAAGACUAUAACCCUAGAGGUUGAGUCUUCCGACACCAUCGACAAUGUGAAAGCCAAGAUCCAAGACAAGGAGGGCAUCCCCCCAGACCAGCAACGUCUCAUCUUCGCAGGGAAGCAGCUCGAGGACGGCCGAACCCUAGCUGACUACAACAUCCAGAAGGAAUCGACUCUGCACCUGGUGCUUCGUCUCCGUGGUGGAGCCAAGAAGCGUAAGAAGAAGACCUACACCAAGCCCAAGAAGAUCAAGCACAAGAAGAAGAAGGUCAAGCUCGCCGUCCUCCAGUUCUAUAAGGUCGACGAUUCUGGAAAGGUCCAGAGGCUCAGGAAGGAGUGCCCCAAUGCUGAGUGCGGCGCCGGGACUUUCAUGGCCAACCAUUUCGACAGGCACUACUGUGGUAAGUGCGGCCUCACCUAUGUCUAUCAGAAGGCUGGCGGCGACUGAGUUAAACGCACCGUUUUGGGUUCGUUUUUAAUAUCACUAUGUUAGGGUGCUGAACAGUUGGUUAAUUUUAAAUAAUUCUGCUUUAGGAUUUGGAACCGUGUUCUUAUGGUUUAUGCUUUAUGUAUUUUGAUAUGGUACUUAGAAUUUUAAUUUCAAUUUUGGAGUUAAAUGGUUAGCUAUUAUUAUUUAUAAUUUUGUUAUAU
This is a messenger RNA of Prunus persica (peach), 801 nucleotides long. Its product is annotated as ubiquitin-40S ribosomal protein S27a. Gene Ontology annotation, biological process: modification-dependent protein catabolic process; translation; protein ubiquitination. Gene Ontology annotation, molecular function: structural constituent of ribosome; protein tag activity; ubiquitin protein ligase binding. The record is from RefSeq and is a predicted model, not a curated record. The transcript has a single exon. The coding region runs from base 128 to 598 and encodes 156 amino acids. NCBI's taxonomy places the organism in Eukaryota, Viridiplantae, Streptophyta, Magnoliopsida, Rosales, Rosaceae. Gene Ontology annotation, cellular component: ribosome; nucleus; cytoplasm.